Molecule: messenger RNA, 3889 nt
Organism: Osmerus eperlanus (European smelt)
Lineage: Eukaryota; Metazoa; Chordata; Actinopteri; Osmeriformes; Osmeridae
Gene: myo1hb
Product: myosin IHb
Exons: 31
Coding region: 65-3361 (1098 amino acids)
Biological process (GO): actin filament organization; vesicle transport along actin filament
Cellular component (GO): myosin complex; plasma membrane; cytoplasm
Molecular function (GO): microfilament motor activity; actin filament binding; ATP binding
Source: RefSeq, a predicted model, not a curated record
CACACAGAGGAGAGCAUUGUCAUUCAAGAGCCUGGAGGAGCGCUGUAACCGGAUCCUGAGGAACAUGGAGGGUUCCCUGACGGCGCGGGACCGCGUGGGCAUCCAGGACUUCGUCCUGCUCGACGCCUACACCAGCGAGAGCGCCUUCCUGGACAACCUGAGGAAACGCUUCCACGAAAACCUCAUUUACACCUAUAUCGGCACGCUCCUAGUCUCUGUCAACCCCUACAAAGAACUGGACAUCUACUCAAAGAAGCAGAUGGACAUAUACAUGGGCGUCAACUUUUUUGAACUCCCGCCACACAUCUACGCCCUGGCGGAUAACGUGUACCGCACCAUGUUGGCCGAGUUCAAUCACCACUUCAUCCUCAUCUCAGGGGAGAGUGGUGCUGGGAAGACAGAGGCCUCCAAGAAGAUCCUCCAGUUCUAUGCCGUCAGCUGCCCCAGCACCAAACUCCUGGACAACGUCCGAGACCGCCUGCUUCUCUCCAACCCCGUGCUCGAGGCUUUCGGAAAUGCCAAAACCCUGAAGAACGACAACUCGAGUCGCUUUGGGAAGUACAUGGAUAUCCAGUUUGACCAUCAGGGGGCUGCGGUUGGAGGCCACAUUCUGAGUUACCUUCUGGAAAAGUCCAGGGUUGUCCACCAAAACCAUGGAGAGAGGAACUUCCAUAUUUUCUACCAGCUGGUGGAGGGAGGGGAGGAGGAUCUGCUGCGCUGGCUGGGCCUGGAGAGGAACUGUCAGCAGUACAGUUACCUGGUACAGGGGGAUUGUGCCAAAGUGAGCUCCAUCAACGAUAAGACUGACUGGAAGACUGUGAGGAAAGCCCUUGAUGUCAUAGAUUUCAGUGAGAGCAACAUAGAGAACUUGUUCGGAAUCAUCGCUAGUGUUCUCCACCUGGGAAAUGUCAAGUUUGAGGCAGACCACAGAGGGUACGCUGUCCUGAACAACAGUCCAGAGAUACACUGGCUGUCAAAGUUGCUGGGUAUUCCCGCCCAGGUGCUGCAGAAGGGCUUGACCCACCGGAAGAUCGAGGCCAAAACAGAGGAGGUGCUGAGUCCCUUCACAGUGGAACAUGCAGUGUAUGCCAGGGACGCCCUAGCCAAAGCAAUCUAUGGCCGGACCUUCACCUGGCUGGUGAACAAGAUUAACGAGUCCCUGGCGAACAAGGAUUCGUCAAGGAAAACAGUCAUCGGCCUUCUCGACAUCUAUGGUUUUGAAGUCUUCCACGUGAACAGUUUUGAGCAGUUUUGCAUCAACUACUGCAACGAGAAACUGCAGCAGCUCUUCAUUGAGUUGACUCUUAAGUCUGAACAGGAGGAGUACGAGAUGGAGGGGAUUGAAUGGGAACCAGUGCCAUACUUCAAUAACAAGAUCAUCUGUGACUUAGUUGAGGAAAAAUACAGAGGCAUCAUCUCAAUACUAGACGAGGAGUGUUUACGUCCAGGAGAAGCCACAGACCUCACCUUCCUGGAGAAGCUGGAGGGGACCAUGGGCGGGCACCCGCAUUUUGUCACACACAAGCUGGCCGACCAGAAAACCAGGAAGACACUGGAGCGAGGAGACUUCCGUCUACUGCACUACGCAGGGGAAGUCACAUACUGUGUGGUCGGUGAGAGAGGAUUUCCUCUGGGUCACCCUCGGCUUUCUCUUUCUUCCUCUAACUCACUCUCUCUCUCUAACUCUGUCGCUCACACUCUCCUUCUAUCCUUCUUUCUUUCGCUCUUCCCAUGUCCUCGUUUGGGUCGUUCUAAUACAGUUCAACAGUCCCUUCAUAUUCCAACUCCAUAUCUCCAGUCCCCAUCUCUUAACCACUCUCCUCUGCUUCUCCCAGGGUUCCUGGACAAGAAUAACGAUCUCCUGUACCGGAACAUUAAGGAGGUCAUGCGUCAGUCUAAGAACGCCAUCGUCAAACACUGCUUCCCGUCGUCGGAGCCGGACAGCAAGCGGAGGCCUGAGACGGUGGCCACUCAGUUCAAGGCCAGUCUGGUGGGUCUGGCUGAGAUCCUCAUGACCAAGGAGCCGUGGUAUGUACGCUGCCUGAAGCCCAACGAUGGCAAGCAGCCAGGGCGCUUUGAUGACGUGCUAGUGAGGCACCAGGUGAAGUACCUGGGCCUGAUGGAGCACCUUAGGGUCAGGCGAGCCGGCUUUGCCUACCGACGCAGAUAUGAGGUCUUCCUUCAGAGGUACAAGCCUCUGUGUCCAGACACCUGGCCCAACUGGAAGGGCACGGCAGCAGAGGGGGUGGAGCUCUUGGUCAAACACCUGGGCUAUAAACCCAACGAGUACAAGCUGGGAAGGACCAAAAUCUUCAUCCGCCAUCCCAGAACCCUGUUUGCCACUGAAGACGCCUUUGAGAUCUGCAAGCAUGAGCUGGCAACAAGGAUCCAGGCAAAAUACAAGGGCUACAGGGAGAAGGAAAACUUCCUGAAACAGAAGGAAGCAGCCACUAAGAUAGAAAACUGCUGGAGAGGUUUGAAAGCCCGGAAAGAGCGGGAAAAAAGAGCCUGGGCUGUGAAAGUUAUUAAGAGGUUCAUCAAAGGCUUCAUGACCAGAAACCAGCCAACAUGCCUGGACAACUCUGAAUACCUGGCGUUUGUCAGGCAGAACUACCUUACAAGACUCAAGGACAAUCUACCCAAAUCCGUUCUGGACCAGAACACCUGGCUAACACCACCCCCCAUUAUGCAGGAGACAUCUCAACUGCUGAAGGCUCUGUACACUCGUCACAUGGUACGGAAGUAUGUGCGAGGAGUCACACCACAGAAGAAGAUGCAGCUACAGUUGAAAGGACUGACCAGUUCCAUGUUCAAAGGGAGGAAGGAGAACUACCCUUACAGUGUGUGCAGACCUUUCGUGGACACCAGGAUAAGUGAGGAGGACAUCCACAUUAAAGUCCUGCAGACGAUAAGGCAUGAGCGCAUCAAGUACAGCGCUCCAGUGGUCAAGUAUGACAGGAACGGUUUCCGGACUCGCUUCAGGCAGCUCAUCUUCACCCAGACAGCUGCCUAUCUGGUGGAGGAGGCCAAGGUGAAGCAGAGGGUGGAGUACAACGCUCUCAAAGGUGUGUCAGUCAGCAAUCUGAGUGACAACUUCUUAAUCCUCCAUGUCACCUGUGAGGACAUCAAGAAAAAGGGGGACUUGGUGCUGCAGUGUGACUUCCUGUUUGAGGCUUUGACUAAGCUGUGUGUGGUGGCCAAUAAGCAGAACUGCAUCAAAGUAGUUCAGGGGAGUGUAAGGUUUGAUAUCCAGCCAGGCAGAGAAGGGUUUGUCGACUUCAAGAGCGGACAGGAGUUCAUGGUGUACAGAGCUAAAAACGGGCAUUUGAUGGUGGAAUCAACAAAGGCCAAGUCAAGAUGAUGACCACACACAGAUGGGGUUGUGACUAGCCUGGCCUUUCCCUCACAGGGACAGCAUAGAUCCGAGAUUCCUUCCAGUUGAAAACUUUGAUCUUUUUCUCUGUGAAGUUUAACUAAACAACUCCAACAUGGUCACAUACCUACAAGAAGCUGCAAUAUCCAAGUGAGAUUUAAGUCUCUAUUCAUACUGUAGUCUUUUACAUCAAUAAAAUAGUACUGAUGUCCAACACUUAUGCGUAUUUUGGUGAGCUGUAAAUCAGGUGCAUGGACAACUUUGUCAGGCUAUGGCUGUUAACAUGUUACUGUUUUAUUUGUAAAUAUUGACAUACAUUUUUGGUAUUAUUUUCAGUAGAUUUCAUUAUCCCAUUUUAUAGAUGUUAGUAAUGUACAAGAUGGGUGGUCCUAAGACAAAAGCCAUGUGUCAAUUUUUAUAGUUUCUCCCAGGGAUGCAAUACCAUAUUCACAAUAAAAAAUAUAUAUAACCACGUGUGUACUCAUACAAAUCUUUAUUUCUAGAAAAGUUGAUAAA